AUGGAAGCAGGAAACUUCACUAGAGUAACUGAGUUUGUUUUCUUGGGACUCUCAGAGACUCCAGAGCUACAGGACUUUCUGUUUCUGGUAUUCCUGAUCAUCUACAUAACAACUAUUUUGGGCAACCUCCUCAUUAUGGUUAUUGUGACUUUUGACAGCCGGCUCCAUACUCCCAUGUAUUUCCUUCUCCGUAACUUGGCUGUUGUAGAUGUCUGUUUUUCAUCUGUCACUACACCCAAGAUGCUGAUUGACUUCCUGUCUGAAUCCAAGACCAUUUCCUACCAGGGCUGUAUGACACAGAUCUUUUUCUUCCAUUUCCUAGGGGGUGCCACAGUCUUCUUCCUUUCAGUGAUGGCAUUUGAUCGCUAUAUUGCUAUCUCCCGGCCCCUCCAUUAUGUCACCAUCAUGAACUCUCAGAUGUGUUUGGGGCUUGUGGUGGCUGCCUGGGCAGGAGGCUUUGUCCACUCUAUUGUCCAGCUUGCUCUUCUGCUCCCCUUGCCUUUCUGUGGCCCCAAAGUCCUGGAUAACUUUUAUUGUGAUGUCCCCCAAGUUCUAAGACUUGCCUGUACAGACACCUCUUUCCUGGAACUCCUCAUGAUUACCAACAGUGGGCUAUUGGAUCUCAUCUGGUUCCUCAUCCUUCUGGCUUCCUACACAGUCAUCUUGGUGAUGCUGAGAUCUCUGUCAGGGGAGGGGAGACGAAAGGCCUCCCUCACCUGUACCACCCACAUCAUUGUUGUAUCUCUGAUUUUUGUGCCCUGCAUCUACAUCUAUGCCCGGCCUUUCAUCUCUUUCCCCAUAGACAAGGCUGUCUCUAUCAGCUACACAGUCAUCACUCCCAUGCUCAACCCCAUGAUUUAUACCCUGAGGAAUCAGGAGAUGAGAUCUGCCAUUAAGAGGUUAGGGAGGCAUCCAGUGACUUGUAGAAUGAGUGAAAUUCAUGCUAGUUGA
Gracilinanus agilis (Agile Gracile Mouse Opossum) is the source of this 951-nucleotide messenger RNA. Its product is annotated as olfactory receptor 4D1-like. Gene Ontology annotation, molecular function: olfactory receptor activity; G protein-coupled receptor activity. Gene Ontology annotation, biological process: G protein-coupled receptor signaling pathway. The transcript has a single exon. The coding region runs from base 1 to 951 and encodes 316 amino acids. Gene Ontology annotation, cellular component: membrane. Lineage: Eukaryota; Metazoa; Chordata; Mammalia; Didelphimorphia; Didelphidae. The record is from RefSeq and is a predicted model, not a curated record.